Molecule: messenger RNA, 4632 nt
Organism: Xenopus laevis (African clawed frog)
Lineage: Eukaryota; Metazoa; Chordata; Amphibia; Anura; Pipidae
Gene: vars2.L
Product: valyl-tRNA synthetase 2, mitochondrial L homeolog
Exons: 30
Coding region: 168-3269 (1033 amino acids)
Biological process (GO): valyl-tRNA aminoacylation; tRNA aminoacylation for protein translation; aminoacyl-tRNA metabolism involved in translational fidelity
Cellular component (GO): cytosol; mitochondrion
Molecular function (GO): aminoacyl-tRNA deacylase activity; aminoacyl-tRNA ligase activity; nucleotide binding
Source: RefSeq, a predicted model, not a curated record
UGCUUGUUCAGCAGAGCUGUGGGUGAAAGCACUAGGACCCAGUAGGCACUGGGAGGAAAGUCACGUGGGCGGAAGAGAAGCAGUACAGAUCUGUGCAUGGAUGAACGAGAGAGACUGAAGGAGACUUACUCAACGUGGGACACUGAAAGCACCUCAAGUUGUUACAUAUGCAACGCCUCUUUUCAAACCCCAGCCAGAAUGUGGUGGUCACACUGUCCCGCAGAGGAGUUGCUGGCAGUAGGGAAAGAGCCAGACGUGCCGAGCGUCAACAACGAAAGCAGAAUUUAUUGGAUGAGGUUGCUGAACAGGUUUCCCAUGUCAAAGGCCAAAACUGGAAAGAGAAGAUUGUGAUAGAAUAUGAUGCAGUGACGGAGCCAGGAAAAAAGAAAGAUAUCUCCAUUCCUUUACCACAAUCCUACAGUCCUCGCUAUGUUGAAGCUGCUUGGUAUCCGUGGUGGGUAACACAGGGUUUUUUCAAGCCAGAAUACCAGAGUGAGCAGCCUCACAGUGCUUCUGAAACCUUCUCACUCUGCAUACCUCCUCCAAAUGUCACAGGCUCCCUUCACAUUGGACAUGCACUUACAGUGGCCAUUGAGGAUUCACUUGUUCGCUGGAAAAGAAUGCUGGGCCACAAGGUGCUUUGGGUCCCUGGUUCAGAUCAUGCUGGAAUUGCCACCCAGGCUGUGGUGGAAAAAAAUCUGUUGAAGGAAAAGGGUCUUCUACGCCAUGAUUUUAGUCGGGAGGAGUUUUUAAAGGAAAUCUGGAAGUGGAAAGAGGAGAAAGGUAACACAAUAUACCAUCAGCUCAGAUCCCUUGGAGCCUCUCUAGACUGGGAUAGAUGCUGCUUUACAAUGGACAAGAUGUUCUCUCGUGCAGUAUCUGAAGCAUUUGUCCGUCUACAUGAUGACGGUUUAGUGUAUCGGCACCAACGUCUGGUGAAUUGGUCCUGUGCUCUCCGUUCAGCUAUAUCUGACAUAGAGGUAGACAGUCGGCAGUUGACUGGAAAGACGUAUAUUUCUGUCCCAAAUUAUGAAAGGAAAAUCCCCUUUGGGCUUUUAUUUAGCUUUGCCUAUCUCACUGAAGGAGGAGAUGAUGAGAUCAUUGUAUCCACAACACGGCCAGAGACAAUGUUGGGGGAUACUGCAGUGGCUGUCCAUCCAAGUGACCCCAGAUACUUGAGAUUCCAUGGAACAAAGCUUCAACAUCCUUUCACUGGGCAGUUGAUCCCUGUUGUUACUCAUAAUCUCGUGAACCCAGACUUCGGAACAGGAGCAGUAAAGGUUACUCCUGCCCACAGCUUGGCAGAUUUUGAGAUGGCACAAAGCCUGGAUUUGCCAAUGGUAUCAGUGAUUGGAGAGGAUGGCUUAAUGACAGAGAACAGUGGAGAAUGGAUUCAGGGUGUAAAAAGAUUUGAUGCCAGGGAGCAGAUACUGAGUGCUCUAAAAGAUAAGGCUCUUUACAGAGGUGACUGUGAGCAUACCAUGGUGCUUCCAGUAUGCAGCCGCUCUGGUGAUGUAAUUGAGCAGCUGCUAAAGAGGCAGUGGUUUUUGAAUUGUGAGAAGAUGGCACAAAAGGCUCUAGAGGCUGCAGACUUAGGACGGCUAAAUAUUACCCCUUCUUUUCACCAAAAGAAUUGGAAGCAUUGGCUUACAAACAUCAGUGAUUGGUGUGUAUCGCGACAGCUGUGGUGGGGACAUCAGAUUCCAGCUUACCACGUGACAUUGUCAGAGGCACAGUCAGACCAGGAUAUUCUAGAUGAGCAUGAAGAAAUUUGGGUAGUGGCUCAUAAUGAAGCUGAAGCCAAAAAGAAAGCUUCCAGAAGACUGGGAAGGCCAGAGGAGCAUCUUAUCCUGAAGAGGGAUGAUGAUGUUCUGGAUACGUGGUUUUCAUCUGCCCUUUUCCCAUUUGCUAUGUUGGGCUGGCCAGAAAAUACAAGUGACUUGAAGGAUUUUUACCCAAACUCCCUCUUGGAGACUGGUAGUGAUUUACUUUUCUUCUGGGUUGCUCGAAUGGUGAUGUUGGGAGAGCAUCUGACUGGGCAGCUACCAUUCAAAGAGGUAUUUCUGCAUUCCAUGGUUCGAGAUGUGCAUGGAAGGAAAAUGAGCAAGUCUUUAGGAAAUGUGAUCGAUCCAUUAGAUGUGAUAGCAGGAAUAUCACUAGAGGAGUUGCAGAAGAGGUUGCAAGAUGGCAAUUUAGACCCUCGAGAGCUUAAAGUUGCAGAGGCUGGGUUGUUCAAGUCCUUUCCUCAUGGAAUUCCUGAGUGUGGCACAGAUGCUUUGCGAUUUGCUCUCUGUUCCUACAAGAUACAAGGGGAUGAUAUAAAUCUAGAUGUGCCAUCUGUUCUUGCGGUUCGCCAUUUUUGUAAUAAAAUCUGGAAUGGGAUUAAAUUCACCAUCUCUGCCCUUGGGGAAAGCUUCUCACCUAUUGCUGUGGAAGAGUUGAAACCUCAGGGCCCCAUGGAUCGCUGGCUACUAGAUCGCUUGCGUCUUUUGACAGAAGAAUGUGAAAAUAGGUUUCAGGCCUAUGAAAUCCAUGGCGCAACAGGAGCAAUACAGACAUUUUGGGUGCAGACCUACUGUGAUUUCUAUGUGGAAGCAGUAAAGCCUGUUUUAAAAGGACCACAUGCCCAUGAUGCACAGCAGGCUCUAUACUGGGGUGCAGAGAUUGUCCUUCGUCUUCUUGCCCCCUUUACUCCUUUUUUAUGUGAAGAGCUGUGGCAGCGACUUCCUUCAGCUUCUGUGAAUCGUGCACCAAGCAUCUGUGUUGCCCAGUAUCCCACGCCCAACCAGAUGGCACAUUGGAGGUACCCGGAAGAAGUGCAACAGUUUGAUUUUGUUCAGUCAGUGAUUAGAACUGUGCGCAGUCUGCGAAGCGACUAUCACAUGACUAAGGCACGACCAGAGGCCCAUAUUUUCUGCUCCACGGAAGCCGAUCUGAAUGCUCUGCAGUCUUUUCACUCACCUUUGCAGACUCUGUCUCACUCUGGACCCAUCCAAGUCCAUCUGCUGCAAGAUGCUUCUCAGCUCAGGGAGGACCCUGUUGGCUGGGCUACUGAAAAAGUGUCUGAGGGCUGUUUUCUAUGUGUUAAACUCCAGGGUUCGGUGGACCCCCACCCAGAGCUUGCAAAAUUGCAGAAAAAGUAUCAGAAACUUGAGCAUCAGAUUAUGAGCAUGUCCAAAUGUGAUGAUGGAGAUACACAGGAUAAAUCGCUUCACCAGAAGAUCGCCAAAGUUCGGUAUACAAUGGAAACAUUACAGAGAAUGCUUUAACAAAAGGAACUCUGAAUAACUGCUAUAAAAAUUCUGCUGUGGUUUUCCUUUUAAAGGAGAAUUCAACACUUUCGGCGAUAAAAUCCCUCCCCCUUCCCCUGUGUUGCUCCCUCCUCCCCCCCUGAAGUUUCCAAAAAAUAAAUUGUUAACUUUGUGACUUUUGGGCGUAUGCGCAGUAGAUCCUUACUGGUAAAUCCCUCUACUUCGCAUGCGCCAGCAAAUGCCUGCGAAUACAGGAUGAAGAGCGCACAGGCAAACAUGGCUGCCGUGAACUCAGCAGGAGAGGAGGGGUCAGUAACAAGUUAGGGGCAUUUGCCGGGGGCUGGUAGGUCGGGGGUAGGAAUUUUAGCGAUGAAGGGGUUGAAUUCUCCUUUAAGUGUCAUUACUGAUAGUGUUACUGUCAACUUUUACUACUUUAAGAGAAUAAUAUUUCUACUUGUAUAGUAUACCUGGAUAUAAGCCAGUAUUUGAGUGAAAUAACUGUUGCAAUGCCACCGGGUCAUGCCAGUUAUUUGCACGGUUACCUAUUUUCAGAGGCGUAUCUACAGAGGAGGCAGACCCUGUGGUUGCAGGGGGGCCCAGGAAUGUAUGGGGCCCAGUAGAGCCAUAAUUAAUGAGCAAUUUCAAAAUAUCUUGGUAUAAUAGGUCAAUUUACCAAUGCUUUGGGGCGCUAAAUUGAAUUGGCUGUGGGGCCUGGUAUCAUCUAGUUAUACCACUGCCUAUUUUGUAUUUCAAACAAAUACCACACCAUGGAAUUAUUGUUCUGCAUAACUAUUUUUUCUAUGAAAAAAAACCUUAAUAAAGAAUUAAAAAGGGAUCAAUACAUGACUCCAUUACUCCUUAUAGAGAAUCGUAUUCACUAUUGCUCCAAAAUCAGACGGCACUUUCAAAUUUCAUCAGUCCUUCAACAACAGAAGUGUUAUACUAUUUUGACCCAAAUAUAAAAUUACCCUAAUCUCUAAAUGGAAUACAGAGCAAGGGUUAACCUCCUCACAUUUAGGUAGAGCCUAGCUUUGUAAUAAUGGAGGACUGGAGCAGGGACUGGUGUGAAUGAUGAUCUUUGUAACAAGUCGGUGCUAUAUAAAUAAAAGUUAAUACAAGGGCCCCAGGUAGGGAAAAGCAGCAUUCUUUAUCUGAACAUUUUGUUCACAGAUAUAUACAGUACAUUUUUAAGAUUACAUAUAAAACCAAAAAAUAAAAGUCCUUUAUGUAAAUGUUUAUUAAAUGGUGACCACAUGUGUUUCCAAAUAAUAUAGUAGCUAAGAUGUUAAAAUCAGCAGCAUCGGAAAUACAGAUGCUCAUUCAAGUGCUCAUGUUGAUUUAAAUUGGGCUAAGCUAAGACAAAUAAAAAUACCUUUUUGUA